Molecule: messenger RNA, 1742 nt
Organism: Phytophthora sojae
Lineage: Eukaryota; Oomycota; Peronosporomycetes; Peronosporales; Peronosporaceae
Exons: 2
Source: RefSeq, a predicted model, not a curated record
AUGCGCGGUCACAUCGCCAUUUCACAGAUCAUCAACAUGGCGGAGAGCGUGCCUUCGGACGGCAAGCAAGCGACGGUGCCAGCUCAAGGCACGGCGCCCCCCUGCAGCGCGCCACCUCCGACGCAGCAACGCACCGGCGACGCUCCUGCGAACACCGCUCCAGCGGGCGGCGGCGGCGACCAGGCGGGCAACUCAGCGUCCAGCAACACUUCGGCGGGCGUCACCAGGACGGGGGAAACUAAGCGCGUCUCCUUCUCCGGCGACGCGGGCAAAACCUCUGACGCGAAUAUGCGCGAGGCCGAUGGCACUGCCUCGGCUGACGCUGCAGCCCAGGAAACUGGUGACGCGAACUCAGAGUCUAAAGCUCCAGACGCAGGCGACACGGCUGCGGACGUGAACCUGGAGGAUGCCCCUGAGUUCAAGUUACCACGACACGCGACGCUGGAGGACGUCAGGGGGCUCGUCUUCGCGGGUAUGCUUCGGCAGCAGGAGGUGGAUGUCCCCGACUUCGUACUCCCUGUGCACCCACCGCAUUGGACACUGCCAACCCCGCCGGAUCUCAAGACCAACGCAUAUCUCGUGGGAGUCCCAGGGAUCGUGAACGAUAUUCGCGCGGGUGCAUUCGCCAUGGAAGGCUACGGCGGCGCGUCUACGCUGAUCGGCUUCGAGGAGCUCUCCGACGAGAAUCUUCAGGGGUUGAAGGAAGUCUGCGGUGCCAACGCUGGGAUCGACGUCCUGUGUCCACGUCGUUCGCCUCUUUCCGCAUUCGAGUUGGACAACACCCUGAAUUCCAUCGGCAUUCGACGCGAGAUGGCCUCACUCCUGCGUCACUUCAACAGCACAAGGCUCGCUGAGCGCGUGUUCAAGAUGACUGGUUACCUGCGUCGAGUCCUCGGGGCCUACCGAAACAUGCGUUCUCUGGCUGACUCUCAGCAGGGUUUCACCGCCACUCAGGAAGUAGUCGACACGCGACGCAAGUAUAAGGAACUGAAGCGCACCUGGAAAUUCACGUGCGACUACUGGUUCUUGGAGGUCCAAGAGGCCCUGGGCAAGGUGGAUGAUGCUGAAUCCAAGUACAAAGUCGCGCUGGGCGAGCAAAAGACGCGGUACCAAGACGAGAUUGAUUCUCUGGAGUCCGAGAAGGCACAACUCAAGGCGCGCCUUGCCGACUCUGAGGCACAAGUGCGAAUCCUGAAAUCGCGUCUUGAGUUAGCCACCGUGGACCCCUGGAAGUUCCCUGACUUCCUCCAGGAGCACACAGACUUCACGGGCAAUUGGGAGCGUCUCCACGACCUCUUCAAUCUCUGCAUCAAGGACUCGAAGCCUCCUGAAUCCUGGGACACUGUCAUCAACGUCACGGCCAUGGACAAGCGCAAGGCUGCGGCGGCCCCGUAUCCAGAGAAGAGCACGCGUAUGCCUCCGUCUUCAGGGUCUGGGUCGUCCGUCGUCCUGAAAUUCUGGAUCUCACGGGGUUCCAAGAACGGUCAAGGCUCCAGAAAAUCACGGGACUCUGAGGUGCCAAAAACGCAGUCGAACUCCGCAAGCCCCCAGGUUCACAAGGUCCAGCGUCGUCCCAAGGAUCAUCAGCCUGGCCGCGACUCUGUGCGUCGCGCCGGCGAGAAGACUGUGGUGUCCAAGGAGGCCGCACACACGAUGCUCCCUGGGGGUGUCGUCUGGAAGGAAGUUCGGCCAGACGUGCGUCAGGCUAUUCUUGCUGGGCUCAAGUACGACACAGCCAUGGA